Messenger RNA from Lolium rigidum, 3101 nucleotides. RefSeq names its product protein Rf1, mitochondrial-like. The record is from RefSeq and is a predicted model, not a curated record. The transcript has 3 exons. Bases 1 to 2484 code for a protein of 827 amino acids. Lineage: Eukaryota; Viridiplantae; Streptophyta; Magnoliopsida; Poales; Poaceae. Gene Ontology annotation, molecular function: protein binding.
AUGUCCCGCCUCCGCCUCCGCCUCACCCACUGCUCCAGCACGCCGAUGUCGCGCCUCCGCGCCCUCCGUCACAGCUCCUCCUCCACCUCCACCUCCCGGUGCUCAACAUCCUGGUCUCCGGCCGCCUCCUUUGCUGCAGCCACGCAGCGCGUCCGCGCCGGAACGCUCAGCCCGGAGGACGCACACCACCUGUUCGACGAAUUGCUGGGGCAGGCCACCCCGGUCCCCAAACGCUCCCUGCACGACUUCCUUGUUGCGCUCGCCCGUGCUCCGGCCUACGACGACCGCAGAAGCGGACCCGCUCUCGCAGUCGCUCUCUUCAACCGCGUGUGCCGAGAAGAUGCCGGCCCCCAGGUAGCGGCGCCCACAGUCUGCACCUACAACAUCAUCAUGGACUGCUGCUGCCACGCACGCCGACCGGACCUAGGGCUUGCAUUGUUCGGCCGUCUCCUCAGGAUAGGCCUGAAGACAAACCAGAUCACCGCCAACACCUUCCUCAAGUGCUUCUGCGAUGCAAAACGGACAAAUGAGGCUGUGGACGUACUGCUUCAUAGGAUGUCUGAGCUUGGAUGUGUGCCUGAUGUUAUCUCAUACAACAUAGUUCUGAAGAGGUUAUGUGAAGAUAGCAGGAGCCAGCAAGCACUUGACCUGCUCCAGACGAUGGCGAAACAAGGAGGUGUCUGUUCCCCCAACGUGGUGUCAUACAGCACGGUCAUCCAUGGCUUCUUUAGGGAGGGUGAAAUAGGCAAAGCAUGCAAUCUCUUCCAUGAAAUGGUGCAGCAAGGAGUUAAGCCCACUGUAGUGACAUACAGCUCAGUUAUUGAUGCGCUGUGCAAGGCCCGAGCAAUGGAUAAGGCAGAGCUGAUCCUUCGGCAGAUGGCUGAUAAUGGCGUUCAACCAAAUAAUGUGACAUACAAUUGCAUAAUCCAUGGAUAUUCCACAGCAGGGCGGUGGAAAGAGUCAACUAAUAUGUUCAAAGAAAUGACAAGCCUGGGUCUGAUACCAGAUAUUGUUACUUGCAACUCGUUCAUGACCUCCCUUUGCAAGCAUGGAAGAAGCAAAGAAGCUGCAGAAAUUCUUGCUGCCAUGGCUGCCAAGGGACACAAACCUGUUAUCAUCUCGUACUCUAUUUUGCUACAUGGAUAUGCCAGUGAAGGAUGCUUCGCUGAUAUGAUCAAUCUCUUUAACUCAAUGAAAGACAACGAUAUUGUACCCAACUGCCAUGUUUUCAGCAUAUUAAUUGGUGCAUAUGCUAGGUGUGAAAUGAUGGAUGAAGCGAUGCUCAUUUUUGCAGAAAUGCGGGAACAAGGAGUGACUCCAAAUGUAGUCACCUAUUUAACUGUAAUAGCAGCACUUUGUAGGAUGGGUAGACUGGCCGAUGCUAUGGACAAAUUCAGUGAGAUGAUUGCUGUGGGAAUACAACCUGACAAUGCUGUUUAUCGGUCCCUAAUUCAGGGUUGUUGUAUACAUGGUGAUCUGGUUAAAGCUAAAGAGUUGGUUUCUCAAAUGAUGAACAAAGGUAUCCCUCGUCCUAACAUCGUGUUCUUCAAUUCAGUAAUAAACAGUCUAUGCAAAGAAGGGAGGGUUAUGGAUGCACAAGAUAUAUUUGAACUUGUUAUACACAUUGGUGAGAGGCCGGAUAUCAUUACUUUUAGCUCACUGAUUGAUGGGUAUGUCUUAGUCGGCAAGAUGGAUAAAGCACUCGGAGUACUUGAUGCCAUGUUCUCAGCAGGUGUUGAGCCUGAUGUUGUUACAUAUAACACACUUGUGAAUGGCUAUUUUAAAAAUGGAAGGGUCGAUGAUGCUUUGGCUCUAUUCGCAGAAAUGCUGCAUAAGAGAGUUAAACCUACAACUGUUACAUAUAACAGCAUACUGGAUGGGUUAUUUCGUGCUGGGAGAACUGAUGAUGCAAAGAAAAGGUUCCAUGAGAUGAUCCAAAGUGGAAUAACUGUCGACGUUUCCAUAUACAAUAUAAUUCUUGGAGGGCUUUGCAGAAAUAAUUGUGCCAGCGAAGCAAUCACAUUGUUCCAUAAAUUAGGUGAAAUGAAUGUGAAGUUUGAUAUCAAAACACUCAAUAUCAUGAUCGAUGCAAUGUACAAGGUUCGGAGAAGAGAAGAAGCUAAAAAAUUAUUUGCUGCAAUAUCAAACAGUGGGUUGGUACCUAAUGCUUAUACUUAUAGCAUAGUGAUAAAAAAUCUUCUAAAAGAAGGAUCACUGGAAGAAGCUGGCAAUAUCUUUUCAUCAAUGGAGAAGAUUGGUUGUGCUCCGAGCUCCCGUCUUGUUAAUGAUAUUAUCAGAAUGUUGUUAGAAAAAGGUGAGAUCGCUAAGGCUGGAGAUUAUUUGUCUAAAGUUGAUGGGAAGAGCAUCUCACUGGAAGCUUCAACUACUACGUUGAUGUUGUCUCUGUUUUCAAGGAAUGGGAAAUAUCAGGAGGAUGUGAAAUUGCUCCCUGCAAAGUAUCGAUUUUUCAAUGGACUUGGUUGAGUGGCUGAUACAUCGCAUAUGAGAUCAACUCCAGAGAAAGCUUAAUGGAUUUUGUGCUCGCAUAAAUCCCUUCUGCCAUCAUAAGAAAUCCAAACUGCCUGCUUGUACCGUUGAGUUCGUUUUGCAGUGUGUCAGAAUCACAAGAAAGUGAAAUGUGUAUGAAUCUAUUAAAUUUUAUGGGUGAGGACAGGUAGAAAAAGUAGUCUAACAUGACUGUCUGCAACCUUAGGGAUAAUGGUGCCUCAUUGCCAUUGGGGAAGAUGUAUGAGCUCACGCCGGAGCCUCUUGCAUUUGUAUCAACUGGUGGAACUUGUCGAAUUGCUGGUGAAAAAUGUGUUUCCAGGCACCAACACCAUCCCGGGUGACAUAGGAGAGGAUUCAAAGCAUUUGCAUGAGGAGAAUGUCUUGCUCUUGUACACCUGCAGUGUGCAUGCCUCUUCGUUUCUAUCUGGAACCCCAAUUCCAAGUCGGUACUGCUAUGCCAGAGCAAGAAUCCAAGUUUUGUCCUUCACCUUCACCAUUUGAUCUUUGGUCCUCUGCUGCUCAACAUUCCACUUCUGAUCAAAUGGCACUCUCAUGCGGAGGAGAUGUCGCUGACAGCUUCACGUCGAUGCGCC